Molecule: messenger RNA, 780 nt
Organism: Eupeodes corollae
Lineage: Eukaryota; Metazoa; Arthropoda; Insecta; Diptera; Syrphidae
Exons: 3
Coding region: 1-780 (259 amino acids)
Source: RefSeq, a predicted model, not a curated record
AUGAGUGAAAAUCGACAAAGCAUUAAAAGGACCAACAACGCCCAGUUCUCAAAGUUGGUGGAGGUAAUAGAGGCAAACCCCGACAUUGCCAAGGGUGUCGGGACGUUUGGAUCAUCCAAAAAAAACCAAGCCCAAUAUUGGGAUUCGUUUGCCCUUGAGCUAAACGCAUUGGGACCUCCUAUACGAGAGGGUAAAGAGUGGCAUAAGGUUUGGCUGGACUAUAAAUUGAAAUUGAAGAAGAAAAUCGCGACAAAUAAAAAGGAUGUAGUCGCAACAGGUGGAGGACCUUUUCGGCAGUUGACUUUGUCCCCUUUGAAACAGGCAGUUGACAAUUUGCUAAGUUUGCAGCAAGCUGUAAAUCCAAUGGGUAAUACAUUUGGAACAAAUUCAACUGCAACAGUGGAACAACCCGACUCAAAUAAUGCAGACGUUGAAGUUGAAGAUGCUCCCAUGGCAAUGACAUCAGCCCAGCCAACAAAAAUCAACGAAUGUCGUAGAAACAGGGGAAAGUUUGUGGAUGAACGAGUCAAACUCUUCCAAAAACAAACGGAGACUCAAGAAAAACUUCUUGUUGCGUCGGAUUCAAUUCAAAAAUCUCUUUCCGAAAUGGCAAGAUAUUCAAGAAAGAAUUAUGAAGUAAACAAGGAACAUGUUGAGGUACUGAAAGCAAAGGAAAAACGGAAGAAGAGAAAAAAUGUGCAGAAGGCGCAACAACAUAAAGAUCUUCUGGAUUUGAAAAUAAAAAAACUAGAAUGUAAAUUACAAUACCACCCAAAAUAG